Messenger RNA from Vollenhovia emeryi, 2098 nucleotides. RefSeq lists its product as uncharacterized. Gene Ontology annotation, molecular function: neuropeptide hormone activity; G protein-coupled receptor binding. The coding region runs from base 97 to 1026 and encodes 309 amino acids. The record is from RefSeq and is a predicted model, not a curated record. Gene Ontology annotation, cellular component: extracellular region; bursicon neuropeptide hormone complex. The transcript has 6 exons. NCBI's taxonomy places the organism in Eukaryota, Metazoa, Arthropoda, Insecta, Hymenoptera, Formicidae. Gene Ontology annotation, biological process: G protein-coupled receptor signaling pathway.
GGUCAAACCCCACGUUGUAUACACGAGAGACAUAAAAAACCCAUUAGCGGGUAUGAUGCAAAACAUGGGAAAAGUAAUGGUUUCGGGCGAGAAAAAAUGGAGCACCGAGCAACUCUAAGAGCAACAGAGGGUCGUUAUCCCUCACACCCACGACCGAACUAUACUAUCAAGGCAGCAGGGGAUCGCUAUGGCUUUUACACACGAUGGGAGAGGGAGUGGCAAGUUACCUAUAAAAGCACCCGUUUGAUACUCUCUUCUUUCAUUUCAUCUGAAAGCCUCGAUGCUGAAAUAACCGAGGUAGAUGACGAAAGUUGCGAGACUCUACAGUCAGAAGUACACAUUACUAAAGACGAAUACGACGAGAUAGGACGUUUGAGAAGAACGUGUAGCAGUGAUAUAUCGGUCACUAAAUGUGAAGGAUUUUGUAAUUCCCAAGUACAGCCGAGCGUUGUUACUACCACAGGCUUCUCCAAGGAGUGCUACUGUUGCCGUGAGAGUUAUCUCAAGGAAAGAUUCGUCGUCUUAAAUCAAUGCUACGACGCGGAUGGAAUCAAAUUAAUAGGCACGGAUGACGAGACGAUGGAGAUCAAGAUACGAGAGCCGGCUGAAUGUAAAUGCCUCAAGUGCGCGAUCGUCGGGGUGGACGAGUGUCAGGCGACGCGUGUCAUACACUUCCUUCAGUAUCCAGGCUGUGUUCCAAAGCCGAUUCCCAGUUACGCGUGUAGAGGAAGAUGCAGCAGUUACCUGCAGGUGUCCGGGUCCAAGAUGUGGCAAAUGGAGAGGAGCUGCAUGUGCUGUCAGGAAAGCGGCGAGAGAGAGGCAAGCGUCUCCCUGUUCUGUCCGCGGGCGAAAGCAGGGGAGACGAAAUUCAGGAAGGUAAUCACCAAGGCGCCGCUGGAAUGUAUGUGCAGACCGUGCACCAGCGUGGAAGAGUACGCGAUAAUACCCCAGGAGAUAGCGGGGUUCGCCGACGAGGGUCCUUUCACCACGUCCGCGCACUUUAGACGAUCCUCCGGUCUACGAUAGAGCCAGGCAAGGCCCAUGGAUCUCGACAAAUUGCAUUUCAUGUGCUGUUUACUAUGAAAACUAUAAUAAGGACUCGCGAAAUUUUCGACUUGGCAACGAAUAUUCCCAAUUUGCCAUCUAUCCUUGGUAUAGUUCCCUUCCUUUUGUUUGCAACUACUUGUGAAAUAAAAUUUGCCUAAAGAAAGUGAAUCUGCAAUAAGCUUGGAGAAGAAUCGUUGCGAAAGAAAAGACAAACGAGAAACGAUAAGAUAACAAGGUUCGGGGAAGGGAUACGCAAUGGGAAACGCAACAAGUAACGAACACUCGUAAUUCGUACGUAUCCGAGACAAUGAGAAGAAAUUACGAAACAUUGCAGACUCUGUUAAUAUACUUAAAUAAUAAUAUAUAUAUUUACAUACAAUAUAUAGGUAUGCUUCGUGUAAUUUCAAUAAAGUCUGUAAUCGAUUUAUCAGUGUGUGUCUCGUAUUUGAAAAUGGUCGAUCGAAGCUUCUGACAGAUGAUGCGAUUUCUUUUGGGAGACCAAAGCAAAGACUCGAUAUACUUUCGCAAAAGUAUAUCCCAUACGUCUAUUCUCACGAAAACAGUUGGCAAUUUCCCGAGUGUGGAUACCUUUACAGGUACGAUAAAUCGUGUGGUAUCGGCACUUAACGAUAGUUGCCGGAUAAACAUAAUAUUCUUUGAUAGCUGUACACGCACACAUGCACACAGAAAAAUCAGUCUCUCCUAUACGAGCACGUUCGAAACAAAGGCGAGCUCAACGCUGUACCUCAAAUCAGUUUAAUAACAAUUUUAUACAAUACGCUACAGCAUUAGCCACGUGGACACAUACCAAUGUUCUCACGCGCCGCGCUCUGUCCUUUCUCUCUUUCUCUAUCUCAAACGUACACACACGCGCACGCACAGGCAUACACUCUUUUAUCCCUUGCGAUUAUAAAUAGCUAGUGUUAAAAAAUAGUACCUUAUUAUGUAUGUGUGUGUAUACAUAUAUGUAUGUAUAUAUAUGCACACCAUUUGUAAUCUUUCAUUUUCUAACUUCAACGUGUUCUAGAUUACAGAUCCUAUAUAACUCCAC